Molecule: messenger RNA, 2633 nt
Organism: Callorhinchus milii (elephant shark)
Lineage: Eukaryota; Metazoa; Chordata; Chondrichthyes; Chimaeriformes; Callorhinchidae
Product: serine/threonine-protein phosphatase with EF-hands 2
Exons: 19
Coding region: 1-2544 (847 amino acids)
Biological process (GO): negative regulation of MAPK cascade
Cellular component (GO): cytosol; nucleus
Molecular function (GO): calcium ion binding; protein serine/threonine phosphatase activity; Hsp90 protein binding
Source: RefSeq, a predicted model, not a curated record
AUGGUCAGGCCCCAUCUGGCGUUUGCCACGCUGAGCCGAACUUCAGGGUGUCCCUCAAAGACCACCAGAUUUCGGGAGUGCCAAAGGGCCUCCUUCACCGAGUUGAUGAUCCUCCAGGCACACUCGAUGCGGGUCUCCCUGUGGGUGCCACAGAAGAGGCCGUACUACAGCACCGUGACAGUGGGUCCCCAGGGACGAACUACAGAGUGUGUGAAGAAGAAAAGGAUCUGGGAGACCAAGAAAUCAUGGGAUGUGGCAACUCCAGAGCUAAACAUUAUCCAGCGAAGAGAAAAGAGAAAGAAGUGGGAUACAGUUCUGAUUCUCAGCAUUGAUAUUCCUUACUUUGAUGGACAAACCAUCAAAGCUGCCAUUCUGAUCCAGAGGUGGUAUCGACAGUAUGUUGCCCAAAUGGAGGUUCGCAGACGCUGUACAUGGAACAUUUUCCAAUCCAUUGAGUAUGCUGGGGAGCAGGAUCGCAUUAAUCUCCACAAUUUCUUCAGUUACUUGAUGGACCACUUCACUCCAGCUUGCAGCCAAGAGGGGGACCUCAUUUCCCAUAUCUUCACUCAGACGGAUGGUUCAUGUAAGGACGCAGAGCUAGAUAAUUACUUUGACUACAAAACCAUUGAGGUUACCUCCUCAUAUGCUGGACCUCAUCUCUGUUUCCCUCUCACCCCUGCACAUGUAACUGCCUUACUGGAAGCCUUCAAACAAAAUCAACAGCUUCAUGCUUGCUAUGUAUUACAGCUUCUGAAUGAAGCCAGGAAACAUCUGAAGAAAUUGCCAAAUAUCACCCAUAUUUCUACCAGCUAUGAGAAAGAGAUUACUAUUUGUGGAGAUCUGCAUGGGAAGCUGGAAGACCUAUUUUUAGUAUUUUAUAAGAAUGGACUUCCAUCCCCAGAAAAGGUCUAUGUCUUCAAUGGAGAUUAUGUUGACAGAGGCAAACAUUCCAUUGAGAUUCUGCUGAUCUUGUUGACAUUCCUCCUUGUUUACCCCAAAGAAGUCCAUCUGAAUAGAGGAAACCAUGAAGAUCAUAUCAUGAACCUAAGAUAUGGCUUCACAAAGGAAGUCAUGCAGAAGUAUAAGGUGCAUGGGAAGAGAAUGUUAAAGCUAAUUCAGAGUAUUUUCAGUUGGCUGCCGCUAGCUACUAUUAUAGAUGAGAAAAUAUUGAUUACACACGGAGGGAUCUCAGAAACAACGGAUUUGGACUUUCUGGCCAAAAUUGACAGACACAAGUACAUUUCGACACUGAGACCGCCCAAGAGAAACAGGAAAAGAUUUGAAUAUGGCAAGCAGGUGUCAGGACAGGGCUUGCACUUUAACGGGGAUAGUGAAGAGUGCAUGAGCAGCUCGUGUCAAACUCCAGGCAACAACUUACUGACUGGCAGCUCCAUACUGAGUUAUGCUCACACUUACAAAAGCCAAAGGAACAAUACAUCUGCAUUGAUCCAGGUGAACAAAAAGGAAAUCUCUAAAAGAGUCCGACGCUCUGUUGAGGAGGAAUUAGAGAAAUGUCGUCGACAAGUGGGCUUCGGUGACACAUAUGAUGAAUCGAAGGUGGUAAUUUCCAUGUCUGAUUCCGACUCCGAGUCAUAUGAACCCCUGGAAUCUGAUAACCUUGAAUGGAAUCAGGUUGUGGAUAUUUUAUGGAGUGAUCCUAUGCACCAGGAAGGCUGUGUUUCUAACACUGUCAGAGGCGCCGGGUGUUAUUUUGGACCUGAUGUGACUGAGAAAAUACUAAAAAAGCAUAACCUACUGCUCUUGAUCCGCUCCCAUGAAUGCAAACAAGAAGGUUACGAAUUUUGCCAUAAUCGCAAGGUCCUGACCAUAUUUUCUGCUUCCAAUUAUUAUGAAGUGGGCAGUAACAGAGGAGCCUAUGUGAAGCUUGGUCCCGAUCUCAUCCCUCACAUUGUGCAGUAUCAAGCCAAUAAAUCCAUUCACAAGCUUACCCUGAGACAGAGAGUGAGUAAGGUUGAGACGUCAGCGCUAAGAGCUCUGCGGGAGAAGAUCUUUACUCACAAAUCAGAGCUCAUCAGUGCUUUUGAGCUUUAUGACAAGAGAAAAAUAGGUAAAAUUUCACUGAACGACUGGGCAACCGCAAUGGAGUCCAUCCUACGUCUGGGACUACCAUGGCGAGUGUUGCGAUCCCAACUUGUGCCUAGCACUCAUGAUGGACUUUUGCAAUACUGCUCAUGGUUUGAUAAUCUUGCCAUACAAGAACCCGUUGCACAGAAUAUACAGACGAGCCUGUUGGAAAAGCUUUACAGAAACAGGACAGACCUCGAGACAAUUUUCCGAAUCAUUGACAGUGAUCACUCAGGGUUGAUAUCAUUUGAGGAAUUUCAACAGACUUGGAAACUCCUGAGUUCUCACCUGAAGGUUGAAGUCAGUGACAAAGGGAUCUCUGACCUAGCUCGCAGCAUCGACUUCAAUAAGGAUGGAAACAUAGAUAUCAAUGAGUUCCUCGAGGCUUUCCGACUGGUUGACAAGUCGCAUUACAAUGAGAGAGAUGCCAAUUUGUUGCCAGCCCCACAGAGCAGAUAGGCAAGUAUGUCAGAGUAACCAAAGAAUGGAAAUCUCAGCGAGGAAGCCAGACUGAUUAGAUGAACUUUCGCACACCUUAAAAAGUAAAU